Messenger RNA from Cynara cardunculus var. scolymus (artichoke), 898 nucleotides. Its product is annotated as probable calcium-binding protein CML22. The transcript is spliced from 5 exons. NCBI's taxonomy places the organism in Eukaryota, Viridiplantae, Streptophyta, Magnoliopsida, Asterales, Asteraceae. The record is from RefSeq and is a predicted model, not a curated record. Gene Ontology annotation, molecular function: calcium ion binding. The coding region runs from base 42 to 833 and encodes 263 amino acids.
CUUUUCUUCAUUCUCACUGAGACUCUCCUUUCUAUUUAACUAUGUCUCUCUGUGCCCCAAUCACAAAAUCAACCAUUCAAACAAUCGAAUCUUCAAUGGGUACCUCUCGUCCAUGUCCUACUCUCAAGUCGCUAUCCAACAAAUUCGGAGGAAUGAUGCGUUGUUGCAAUUCGAAGAAUAGGUAUGAGAGGUUGGACAGUAAGCUUGAGAGGAAAAUGAUGGAGGUCAAGCAAAGCAGUACACCAGGAAAUAGCAAUAUCAGAUCCAUCAAUAGCAUAAUUCUAAGGUUUCCGCAGCUCAGAAAAGGAUUGGAAGAGAUCAGAGGUGUUUUUCAACAGUAUGAUGUUGAUUCGAAUGGGACUAUCGACCGCGAGGAGCUAGCAAAAUGCUUACAAAAACUGCAAUUCGAAUGCACGGAUCAGGAAAUCGAUGAUCUUUUUGAGUCGUGUGAUCUGGGUGGAAGCAAAGGCAUGAAAUUUAAGCAGUUUAUCGUUGUUCUGUGCCUUGUUUAUCUCUUGGAGGGUACUUCCUCCUCUUGGCAUAAGGCAACAACAAUGCGAUCUCUAGAGGUUAAAGCAACAUUUGAUACCAUAAUUGAAGCUUUCUUGUUUCUUGAUACAAAUGGCGACGGAAAGUUGAACAAGAAGGACAUGGUCAAGGCUAUGGAUGAGGCCUUCCCUAUGGAGAAAUCUCCGAUCCACAUCACCAGGACCCGAUUCAAAGAAAUGGAUUGGAACAACGACGGGAAAGUCGGCUUCCGGGAAUUCCUAUUCUCUAUGAUCAACUGGGUUGGGAUCGACUCCAAUGACGAAGCUCACACGACAGGAAUCUAAGAACAGCACUGGUAACAAUAUAAGAUUGAUUUGAAUAUGUUUAUAAUAUGCAACAUUUAACUUCA